CCAGACUAGGGCACUUUGGCAGGAGGCACUUUGGCAGGUCGCACUUUACUCGACUUGGUACUGCGCCAACUGAUUCCACGUCGUGCUGCUCACAGGUGAGUAAUUGUUCCCACUAGGAAUUCCGAGUGGAUGACUAUGGACAAAUGAGGCAAGUUCGUACCCUACAAAAAACCAUGCUUCGUGAAGCGUCGGGUUUUGACGUACUAUUUGUUUUCAUUGAAUUCGCCUGGGUAUCAACGACCAGUAUUGAAGAUGAGGUCCAGUUGGUGACGCGACGCAAGGCGGCUCUCUUUCACCCAACUCACUGGGGACCACUCCGUAGCAUGCCGAAAGUCGAGCAGAACAUCGCGCUGUUACUUGUAAAAGCCAGGCAACGCAGUGAAGACCUGAAGGAUGACGCAAGCGCUAACGAGAAAUCAUAUACAACCUGCCACAUCCCACUCAGCGCCACGAUUCGGGUAGACGGGGGUCCGCAACCCGCCGUCUCAUCACAAGAUUCCGCCGCACUGCGGGAUGCGGAAAUCGUCUAGGUCAAGAACUUUAUCUUGGGACUCGUCGUAACGGGUUAGAGGCAUCUUCCCGAUCUAACAACGUUAGGUAACUGAGUAUCUGUGGUCUCACUACGGAUUACUACGUAGGCACGACGACACAGUUGGCCAACCACUUGAAGAUUGUCGACGUUGUGGAGGGAGCCGAGAAGGGUGAAAUCGUACCGGUGAGGGAUGCGCAUCCGCCCCCCCUCGCCCCCCCCCGAGUCUGAUAAGGGGUUUGAUAAGGUUUGCUGAGGUUAGGAAGAUGGAGAGGGUGGCUAGUGGCGUGUUUAGGAGCUGAAGGGCCUUGAUGCUGUUCAUCAUGCUUCACUGAUACGUCCUACUUAGUACACCCACCCCUCCAUACACAGAAUCCCAG
Messenger RNA from Pseudomassariella vexata, 909 nucleotides. RefSeq lists its product as uncharacterized. NCBI's taxonomy places the organism in Eukaryota, Fungi, Ascomycota, Sordariomycetes, Amphisphaeriales, Pseudomassariaceae. The coding region runs from base 144 to 530 and encodes 128 amino acids. The record is from RefSeq and is a predicted model, not a curated record. The transcript has a single exon.